GUUCUCAGCGGACUCACUCACUCACUCCAACUCCCAUUGCAGCUCUAACGCACAUUUCCCCUGAUCAACCUCACGCCAUGUCAUUCCUGCCCUCCGAUGAUGGUGCCUUUCAAUGGCGUGGAUUCAUGCUUGACGCCUGCCGACACUUUUGGCCAAUGGAAGAAGUCCGACGCCUGGUCGAUGGCAUGGCCUUGCUCAAGCUCAACGUCCUUCAUUUCCACUUGUCAGAGGAUCAAGGCUGGCGAUUCGAAUCUAAGAAAUGGCCAAAGUUGACCGAGAUCGGAGCUUGGAGAGACGAAACCUUGGUCGGUCGUCCUGCCAAAUGGGAAGAUGGAAAUCUUUACCCCGAGUCAUACAAAGACAAGUUUGAUGGCAAGAAACACGGAGGAUUUUACACUCAGGACGAGCUCAAAGAACUCUGUGCCUAUGCCAAGAAAAAGGGAAUCACUGUCGUCCCCGAGAUCGAUAUGCCAGGUCAUAUGCGAGCUGCUCGAGCUGCAUACCCUGAAUUAGGAUACGACGGCAAGGUCCUCAAAGUUGGAAAAGCUUGGGGUGUCUAUCCUGAGGUCCUGCGAGUCGAUGAACUGGGCCUGAAAUUCUGCAAAGACAUCCUCGAUGAACUUUGCGAGGUGUUCGACUCGCCUUAUAUUCACAUCGGAGGAGACGAAUGUCCUAAAUCUGAAUGGGAGGAAUCUCAAACGGCCAGAGAACAGUUGAAAGAGAUUGGCGGUAAACACAUGGACGAACUUCAACGACACUUCACCACUCAGAUCGCUGCCUACUUGCAUGAAAAGGGGAAGAAGAUGCUUGGUUGGGACGAGAUCAUCGAUGGAGGUGUCCCUGGAGGUGAUCCCAUCGUGGUCGCAUGGAGAGAUUGGACAAAAGCAGCUCAGAGGUCAACAGCUGCCGGCGUCCAAACCAUUCAAGCGCCCGGAUUACUCUACUUUGAUCACGCGCAAGGACCAGUAGACAAGGAACCGCUGUCCAUCGGACCUGGUGCAGACCUCGAAGCAGUGUAUGCUUUUGACCCCUACAAGGGUAUCGAGGAGGAACACAAGGACCUCAUCUAUGGAAUGCAGGCUCAAAUCUGGACAGAAUACGUCCCCACAAUCGACCAUCUCUGGUACAUGGUCUUCCCGCGACUCAUCGCUCUCGCCGACGUCGCUUAUCUGGGUGACAAACGACCUUCUUAUGAGGAGUUCCGCAAGGGAUUGCCGGCCAGGUUGGAAGAGUUGAAGGCUCUGGGAAUCGGGUCUCACCCGCUCUGAGUGGGGGCCGGGAAAGGACAUUUGUGAAAUCAUUGCACACUGAAUGCAUUUUGUGAUGG
Molecule: messenger RNA, 1327 nt
Organism: Kockovaella imperatae
Lineage: Eukaryota; Fungi; Basidiomycota; Tremellomycetes; Tremellales; Cuniculitremaceae
Product: glycoside hydrolase superfamily
Exons: 1
Coding region: 78-1268 (396 amino acids)
Biological process (GO): glycosaminoglycan metabolic process; carbohydrate metabolic process
Cellular component (GO): membrane
Molecular function (GO): beta-N-acetylhexosaminidase activity
Source: RefSeq, a predicted model, not a curated record